Molecule: messenger RNA, 1542 nt
Organism: Thlaspi arvense
Lineage: Eukaryota; Viridiplantae; Streptophyta; Magnoliopsida; Brassicales; Brassicaceae
Source: the annotation of a GenBank genome assembly
AAACAAAGGAAAGGGAACAAAAAAAAAAGAAAGAAAAUGGAGAGUGAAGUAGCAGCGACUGCUCAAGUCACCACGCCGAGACAAGAAGCUGGGACUCCGGCGACGGCCACUGGACCGAAGACGAGAGGUCGGAAACCUAAGAGCAACAACGGGUAUCAGUCACCAUCGUCACAGCAGCAGAGAAGCAACGAGAAGAAGAAGAAGAGUCACAAACCCAAUGUUGACGACAAGUACUCUCAGUGGAAGACUCUUGUUCCCAUUCUCUAUGAUUCGCUCUCAAACCAUAGCCUCGUCUGGCCUUCUCUCUCUUGCAGAUGGGGGCCACAGUUUGAGCAAGCAGCUUCUAAGAAUCAGCAGCGUCUCUAUCUCUCGGAACAAACUGAUGGCAGUGUGCCUUAUACCUUGGUCAUAGCCAAAUGCGAAGCUGUUAAGAGGCAGUGUAAUGUAGAAGCAUGCUCUCCAUUUGUGAAGAAGUACAAGACCAUCAUCCACCCUGGAGAGGUCAACAGAAUCAGGGAACUGCCACAAAACAGUAAGAUCGUAGCUACUCACACCGACGGUCCUGAUGUUCUCAUAUGGGACACUGAGACUCAACCAGAUCGGUAUGCUGUGCUUGGAGCUCCACAUUCUCGUCCUGAUUUGAUACUUACUGGACACCAGGACAAUGCUGAAUUUGCUCUUGCAAUGUCCCCAACCGAACCCUUUGUUCUUUCUGGAGGCAAGGACAAGUCGGUUGUUUUGUGGAGUAUCCAAGACCAUAUCACAACAGCUGGUACGGAUUCCAAAUCCCCUGGUUCUAGCAUCAAACAGACUGGUGAAGGUAGCGAUAAAACUGGUGGUCGCUCCGUUGUCCCUCGAGGUGUAUAUCAUGGCCACGAAGACACAGUUGAAGAUGUGGCAUUCUGUCCAUCUAGUGCGCAGGAAUUCUGCAGUGUUGGUGACGACUCUUGCCUUCUACUCUGGGAUGCACGAACUGGCACAGGUCCUGCCAUGAAGGUUGAGAAGGCACAUGAUGCUGAUAUUCACUGUGUCGAUUGGAAUCCCCAUGACAACAAUCUGAUCCUGACAGGGUCAGCAGAUAACACUGUCCGUGUGUUUGACCGCCGAAACCUGACCUCAAAUGGAGUUGGUUCUCCUAUUUACAAAUUUGAAGGCCACAAAGCUGCUGUUCUUUCUGUUCAGUGGUCUCCUGAUAAAUCAUCUGUUUUUGGGAGUUGUGCAGAAGAUAGUCUCCUGAACAUAUGGGAUUGUGAUAAGGUCGGCAAGAAGUCCGGGCGUGCAAUCAAAAACCCUGCUGGUCUUUUCUUCCAGCAUGCUGGUCACAGGGACAAAGUGGUCGACUUCCACUGGAACGUAUUGGAGCCUUGGACUAUUGUCAGUGUUUUUGAAAACUGUGAGAGUAAUGGUGGAGGUGGUACAUUGCAGAUAUGGAGGAUGAGUGACUUGAUUUACAGACCGGAAGAUGAAGUACUGACAGAGCUAGAGAAGUUCAAGUCCCAUGUUUUCUCAUGUGCCUUGAGGAAGCAAUCCCAUGACUAUUAG